AUGGCCUCCAAAUUUAAGGACUCACUGAAAAAAGCUUCGGAAGUGACGGGGGUUAUGACCCAGGGUCGAUGUGACGGUUACGAGUGGGUAUCCAGGUACAAAGUCUCCUACAGCAAGGAUGCCGUACAUUGGGACUACGUUCGGGAUAGGAAUAACAACUACAAGACAUGGUUUAAAAAUGUGUCAUUUGCUAAAAAAAGAGAAACAACAAUGAGAACAAUUGCAACAUGCAACUGCAACAUGCAACCGCAACAUGCAACUGCGAAGAUAACAAAUAGAAACGACGAAGAAGAACCAGAUAGAUGA
Molecule: messenger RNA, 306 nt
Organism: Helobdella robusta
Lineage: Eukaryota; Metazoa; Annelida; Clitellata; Rhynchobdellida; Glossiphoniidae
Exons: 4
Coding region: 1-306 (101 amino acids)
Source: RefSeq, a predicted model, not a curated record